UGAUGUGCGCAGCAACCAUUUGUCCGGACCUCUGCCAUCUGCCCUCUCCACUCUUGUCCGCCUGAGCACCCUAACUCUAAGCAACAACAAUUUCACGGGCCCUAUUUUCAACGUCAUUGUCAACAUAUCAUCCCUUGUUUCUCUUUCAUUCUACAGCAAUCGCUGCACGGGGCCCAUUCCACCCGCCAUCUCACGCCUGCACCGGCUUGCGUUUCU
Messenger RNA from Closterium sp. Yama58-4, 216 nucleotides. The record is from the annotation of a GenBank genome assembly. NCBI's taxonomy places the organism in Eukaryota, Viridiplantae, Streptophyta, Zygnematophyceae, Desmidiales, Closteriaceae.